AUGGCGGACAUCCGCUUCACUUGCUCUGAGGCAUCGUUGCUGCUGGAGAAGCUGAGUAACUCCUGCAGAGAAUGGAGUAUAUCUCGAAAGGGCGAGCUGACCUGCCAAAUGCUUGAUUCACACAGUCUCGCCGAUCUCAAGUGCAUCGAGGAUGAGCUUUCUCAUACCCUCUCGGACGUUCGAAUGUCCAUUAAUGCACAGCGCCCUGUCAAUCGUCUUCCUGUCGAGAUUCUCAGCAAAAUCUUCCACCAAGUACCACCAUCGUUGACUCCCCGUGUGGCCCACGGCUGCAGCCUCAAGUACUACCUAGUCUGGGACUCCUUCUUCGACUUCAAGGAUACUGAUGCGCUGCUUCCACUGACGCAUGUGUGUCGCUGGUGGCGCGAUGUGGCAUUGGGCACACCCACUCUUUGGACAACCCUCUACGACUCCUCUCAUCCUGAUGCCAUCGGCGAGUAUCGUCUCCGCUCGCAAGGCGCGCCGUUGAAAGUGCUCAACAUUAAAAAUAAGAAUCUCGACGUGCAGCAGCUAUGGCGCACUGAUGGACAGCAUGUUCAGUCGCUCGCCUCGUAUACAGAGUGCGAUUUGGUCCUACCUACGUCCUACGCUCAAGGACUCCACGCCUUGGCGGCAUGGUACUGCCUGCUUCAAGGCGAUGUUUCUAACCUCAAAGCGCUUGCCCUACGCUCGGUGGAUUGGCACCUGCCUGGCACCCUCACCAAUCUCACGCACCUUUUCCUCGCCAACAAUCAGCUACACAUCGUAGACUUGUUUCGCAUCUUGUCGAUUGCGCCAAGACUAGAGGACCUGGGCCUAUGGGCAAUCAGUGCUAAGGAGACAUUCGACCCUCGUGAAGAUAUCCCUGCCGUGACCCUCAAGCAUCUUCGCCGUCUCGGGAUUUAUUGGCCAGACAGGAACAUUGCAUCCGGGUUCUUCUCGCACGUCGGUCUUCCUGCGCGCUUGGCGGUCAACUUCGAGUACUGCGAAGUGCCCGAUCUUCAAUGGCUAGUCCCUCUGACGCGGAAUGACGCAAAGUCUUUGUACAUUUCUGACGACUCGGUGAUCGCAGCUGGCCCCUCGAAAGCGCUGCGCUUUAAAUAUAAAGACGACUCGGGAGGAAUGAUCCAAUGGAUCGUGGCUCUACUGUCACAUUUUCAGUUGAAAGAUAUUUGGAUAGCAUAUUCUUACAACUGGUACGAGCUGAACGAGGCGGUCAUCAAACACACUCCAUGGGUGGAGACACUACACCUCGGGAUCGUCGACUUCACUACUAGUACCAUGACAGAAAGCCUCGGAAACAACCCUACCUAUUGGCCGAAGCUUACGAAAGUUAUACUAUCGCGGCCAGAUAAUCUCUUCGGGAUACUCAAACUUGCGAGGUCUCGAGUGCGUUUGGGCUGCCCUCUGGAGGAACUCGAAUUUCACGAAAGUCGAAGCAUAGUUUCUGAAGAGUAUUCAGAGGACCUAGAGAAUAUCAAAUCCCAUGUGGAAGUGGUACGGCUUAUCGAAGAUGGUCCAAUCGCACUACCAUUGCCAGAUAUAUGCCAGGAUGGUGUUCCCUCACCGUAUUUCUGGCCAAAGAAAUGGUCGGCGAUGCCAAACCGUUUAAUGCCUUGA
Molecule: messenger RNA, 1617 nt
Organism: Postia placenta MAD-698-R-SB12
Lineage: Eukaryota; Fungi; Basidiomycota; Agaricomycetes; Polyporales; Adustoporiaceae
Exons: 4
Coding region: 1-1617 (538 amino acids)
Molecular function (GO): protein binding
Source: RefSeq, a predicted model, not a curated record